Messenger RNA from Callorhinchus milii (elephant shark), 1710 nucleotides. RefSeq names its product cytidine monophosphate N-acetylneuraminic acid synthetase a (gene cmasa). NCBI's taxonomy places the organism in Eukaryota, Metazoa, Chordata, Chondrichthyes, Chimaeriformes, Callorhinchidae. Gene Ontology annotation, molecular function: N-acylneuraminate cytidylyltransferase activity. The transcript is spliced from 8 exons. The coding region runs from base 22 to 1185 and encodes 387 amino acids. The record is from RefSeq and is a predicted model, not a curated record.
GGCUCUCAGUGUGACGGCGUCAUGAGCGGCACUGGCGGUGGCGGCGGCGGCGCUCCCCCCGCGGGGCCCGGGCACCUCGCGGCCCUGGUGCUGGCGCGGGGCGGCAGCAAAGGCAUUCCCCUAAAGAACAUCAAACACCUGUCCGGGCUCCCGCUCAUCGGCUGGGUCCUGCGGGCCGCCCGGGACUCGGGGGUGUUUGACAGUGUAUGGGUAUCAACAGACCAUGAUGAGAUUGAACAGGUGGCCAUAAAAUGUGGAGCUAAAGUCCACCGAAGAAGCCCUCAAGUGUCAAAGGAUGUAACUAGUUCAUUGGACACUGUGGCCGAAUUUCUAAAGCAUCAUGAAGAAGUCGAUUUUGUAGCCAACAUACAGGGCACAUCUCCCUGUCUACACCCACAUCAUCUGCAAGAUGUAGUGAAGAUGAUUAAGAAAGAGAAGUAUGAUUCUGUCUUUUCUGUAGUAAGACGCCAUCAGUUUCGUUGGCUGGAGGUGAAGAAAGGAGAAUCAACGGAGCCAUUGAACUUCAAUCCAGCAAAAAGGCCACGGAGACAAGAUUGGAAUGGAGAACUGUAUGAGAAUGGAUCGUUUUAUUUUGCUACGAGGAAGUUAGUGGAGGAUGGCAACAUGCAGGGUGGGAAAAUUACUUACUAUGAAAUGGCACCAGAAUAUAGUGUGGAUAUAGAUGUUGAUAUUGACUGGCCCAUUGCAGAGCAGAGAAUACGCAGCUAUGGUUACUUUGGCAAGCUGGAAGAGAUAAAGCUGGUGCUGAUAAACACUGAUGAAUACGAUCCCAAGAAUAAACAAGAUGCCCUCGGAAUCAAAAUGCUGGAGGACAAUGGCACUCAGGUGAAGUCAAUCUCGGGUGUGGAUUCUACAGUCCAGUCAAUUUCAACCAAGACAUGUGAGGUGGGAAAAAAUGGACAGGAAUCACAGGAAAAGGUCGAAGCUGUGAUGAAUAGGAUGAACAUCACGUGGAAGCAGGUGGCUUACCUUGGAUCGAAAAAAACUGACAUCGAGUAUCUGAAGAUGGCAGGAAUCAGUGGAGCAUUUCACAACGUGUGCAAAGAUGUCGAAAGGGAGGUGACGUAUCUUUGCAAGUGCGACGAAGGAAAAGGAGCGAUUCAGGAGUUUUCUGAAUAUGUACUGCUGCUGUCAAAAAAAGCCACAUCUCCAAACUACAAGUGAAAUGAUCUGAAAAGGUUCGGCGGCAGGACUAAGCUUGGUGGAGGUGGACUUCAAAUUGCGAAGGAAAUAAUUCUUGUCGGUGGAAGAUUUCUGCCCUGCGCUGCUUUAUGUGAUUGGGUUGUGUGAAAUGAAACUUCUCUGAACUUUAAUGCACUCUUGUCUGUUCAAGUCACAAUGAAGUCUGUCAUUCAAGUCUAUGAUUAUGUUCAAAAACGUUAGCAUCAAAGGAAACACUAGUCGUCUCUGUUGUGGAAUGAGUAAAACAGUCUUGCACUGAAAAGCCCUUAUUAUUUUCGUACAAUACUGUUGAAGUUAAAUAAUUAGGUUACGUUCACAAAUUAAACCGUAAAAUUUAUGGUUUAAUUUGCUACCUUCUGAUGGCUUGAGUUUUGUAAACGUGGUAACUCAAUUUUUUUCUAACAAUGAUUUUAGGUGUAAAAAUACUCCAUAGGAAUGUAACUUCGUCAAAUCCAUUAUUACAAUUAUCAACGGUAAUGAAAUAAAUAACUGAAUAUUUAUGCAAAA